UGAUAUCAGAGGUCUAGAGCAUCAUUCGUGUGUUAUUUGUGGACUGCAGUGGUGCUGUAUAAUGAUUAAACUCUUUGCCUUCUUCGCUUUUGGUGUGGCGGUAUGCGCGGCUGACGCGCCAGUAUCGCCACCAGUCCCACCACCAGUGUUAUGCGGGGAAAUACCCAAGAGUAUAUUUUCUUGUCUCGGUAUUCCGACAGUGAUAGCUGCCAGCGCCGGGUAUCAAUGCAGACUACAUGCAUCAGAAUGUGACAAAAUGAAAUGCAUCUUCGAGAAGUCCGGUUGGAUGGACGGUGACAAGGUGAACAAGCAAAAGGUGAUAGACCAUUUCAACAAGUUCGCUAAUGACCACCCCGCCUGGUCUACUGCUGUAGAGCAAGUGAAGACUGCAUGUCUGAGCGGCACGCUGCCUGCUCAAGGCGUGUACCUCGACUGUCCAGCGUAUGACGUCAUGAACUGCGCGUUAGCUUCCUUCAUUAAGAGUGCUCGUCCGUCCCAGUGGGCGAGUAUACCGGAAUGCAAGUACCCGCAGGACUUCGCCCGCGCAUGCCCUAUAUGUCCGAACGACUGCUUCGCGCCACAGGUGCCUUACGGUUCGUGCAACGCAUGCGUACUACUGCCGCGGACGCCAUAGAUUUGACACAUCGACUAAACAGCCAAAUAUAUUUUAAAGCCCA
This is a messenger RNA of Pectinophora gossypiella (pink bollworm), 677 nucleotides long. RefSeq lists its product as uncharacterized. The record is from RefSeq and is a predicted model, not a curated record. NCBI's taxonomy places the organism in Eukaryota, Metazoa, Arthropoda, Insecta, Lepidoptera, Gelechiidae. Gene Ontology annotation, molecular function: odorant binding. The transcript is spliced from 6 exons. The coding region runs from base 62 to 634 and encodes 190 amino acids.